CUACUUUACCUUCCUGAAUACUGAGAAGAUGCAAUAGUCCUCAUAUGCUCAGAAGUCAGAACUGUCCCACUGCUGACUAACCAUCACAAUAAAUUCAAGUAGUAAGUUCCAACAUCAGCAAAUCCAAGAUCUCAUAAAUUUCCAAUGAUAAAGGAUGCUUCUCUUUCCAAGAAAAGAAGGCAUGGUAUUGUCCCCUUAAUUGCAACCAGCUGCACCCAGCAUCUUUCUUAAGGCUAGCCCCUUGCAUCAGUAUCCUCGUCUCAGCAGCAUCUUUCCAUUUACCACAAGAUGCAUACAUGUUUGAGAGUAGCACAUAGCCUGCUGUAUUAUCCUUUUCCAACUCAUGAAGUUUCUUUGCUGCCCUCUCACCAAUCUCCUUGUUCCUGUAAGUGCUGCAAGCACUCAGAAGAGAUGACCAUGAACUUGUGUCUAAUUCACUUGAAACCUUCAUGAGAAGCUCUUCGGCUUCUGGCAAACAGCCAGCUCUAGCUAGAACAUCAACCAUGCAAGUGUAGUGUUUACUUUUAGGUGGGAUGCCAUGUGCCUGCAUUGUUUCAAAAUAAUGUAUGGCUUGCUCCACCAAACCACAGUGGGAACAAGCAAAUAGAAUAGCUAGAAAUGUAUGUUCGUUUGGUGCUAUUCCAUUUUCUAUCAUAUCCUCAAACAACGAAAUAGACUCUUCAGCAAAGCCAUUUUCUGCAAGUCCCUGAACCAUGGCAGUCCAUGUGAUAUUAUUUUUCUCAGGCAUUUGAUAGAACACCCUCCUGGAGCUGUCCAAAUCCCCUGACUUGGCAUACAUGUCACAGAGAGCAGUCCCCAUAAAGAUGUUAUCUUCGAUUCCAAGCUUGACAAUCUCAGCAUGAACCAUCCUCCCCAUCUCUAAAGAGCACAAGUUUGCACAUGCAAGCAGAACACUUGACAAGGUGAUUUCCCCUGGAAUAUGUCCUGAAGCCAACAUUGCAUAAAAAUAAUUUAGUGCAUCACCAAAUCGUCGAUUUUCUGCAUAGCCAGAAAUCAUUGUAUUCCAUGAAACUGAAUUCCUUGCAGGCAUCUUAUUGAAGAGCCCCUCUGCCUCCACCAUUUUUCCAUUCCAGCUAUAACCUGAAAUAAGAGAGUUCCAGCAUACUGUGUUCUUUUCUGGGAGGGAAUUAAAAACUCUUUGAGCAUACGUGCAUUGCUUGCAUUUGCAGUACAUGUCAAUCAAAGAGCUGGAUACAAACAAAUUGGUACUAGAGCCCAUCUUCAGUGCAUUGGCAUGUAUUCUUGUUCCUCCCCUUAAGUCUUGAAGGGUAGCACAAGCACUGAGCACACUAGAGAAGCAUGAAAUGUUUGGCCUGCAACCGUCAGCAAGCAUCUGGCUGUAAAGCUUCAAUGCUUCUGCAGUAUCACCUUUCUGCUCAUGCCUUGCAAUCAAUGUACCCCAGGAGACCUCGUUCCUCGCAGGCAUUGCAUCAAGAACCCGUCGUGCUCCAUCAAGGUCACCCAAGUCAGCAUACACAUCAAGUAAUGCAGUCCAUGAAACAACAUCUCUCACCUCCAUGUCAUCAAACACCCUGCGUGCCGCAGCUGCAUCUCCCAUUCUUAGAUACAGAGUGAUCAAAGAAUUGUGUACCUCGAUACUCUUUUCAAACAAGUUGCAUUUGACUGCCAAUCCCACAACACCCAUGGCAAGAUCAAAUUCACCAGCACCAACACAGGCCUUGAUGACACAAAUCAGAGUAACCACAUUAGGUCUCACACUGCAGGUUAGCAUCUUUCGAAAAACAGUGAAUGCAUCCUUAUGGAGUUCAUUGCGGACAAACCCAGAAAUCAUGGCUGUGAAGAAGGCAACCGAGUGGAGUGGGCAUCGUUCAUACAGCUCAACCGCAUCCCUUACAGACCCACGCUUCAUGAGCGCGUCGACCAUGGUUGUGUACGACACGACACUCUUCUCGGGCAUUCCGUAGAACAGCCUGCGGGCGGAGGCAAUGUCCCCGGCCUUCACGUGUUCUGACACCAUGAAGUCGUAAGUGAAGGACGAUGCCGCAUCGGCGGCAACGCAGUCUCGGAAGGCCUGGUCACGGUCUCCGGCGCGCGCGAAGGCAGCGUAGGCUGUGAGGAGGUUCGAUGCGACGGAGCGGUCGGUGGCGAGUCCAGAGCGGAGGGCAUGCGCGUGUAGGGAGAGUACAAGCGGUAGGCAACCGGAGGAGGGCGCGUAAGAGGGCAUGGUGGUGGAGGUGGCGCUCAUAGCGCGGCAGAGGCGGAGGAGAGAGGCACAGGUCUCAGAGUACGUCUUGAAGUCCUUCGCCGUGGGCGCCAGCGGUGGACCGUUAGCCAGGCGGAGCUUGAACGCCUUUAUCGGGAGGGUUAAGGGAGAAGGGUCUUCCUCCGGUUUACUCCUUGUUGUCGGCGAAAUCGGCGCCUUUGCCAGCUCCGGCGAUGGCCGUGGCGGCCGUGGCCGCCUCGUGCGGACCGCUCUCAUGCUUCCAUGAUUCGAACUUUUGAACUUCGAAAAACUUCGCUGUUCUCAACUAUCGCUCUCUCAAGUCAUGCGCGAUAGUGGGAUGCUCAGUUGGGCUGGCUGGGCCAAUCGGCAGAAUCUGCCCUGACACAAACUUAAUCUGGGCCUAAUUCUGUCAGCCCAAAAUACGGUUAGCCACCGUUCAGCCAGAAAAACAACCUUCCGCAGUUCCGCUCCAAUUGCGUCCCCGGGAAUCCGGAAGGUUCGCGCGAGAGCUCGAGCUCCCCGUCUCUGCACCAGACACCAGUGCACCACCAAAUCCGAGCCGAAUCUUCUCGACCCCGCUCCUCCCCCGCCCUCCGACCCAGCGCCAUUUUCACGAUCCUAAGGUCCUUGCCCGACCAAACGACCCGUGACCUCCGCCACAGCUGCUGCAGAGCUAACCAAUGGACGUGCUGAAGCGCGAGCUGCAGCGCAAGCGCCAGCUCCUCAACGCCGAUUUCGGCGGCCGCAAGAUCAUCCGCCGCGCCGAAAUCGAGGCACGCGAGCUCCAGCGCAUCCGCGAGGUCGAGCGCCAGCUCCUCCUCCAAAAGCAGCACAGGCAUUCCCGCCCGCUGUCCUCCCCCUCCAGUUCCUCCUCAAGCUCCUCGCCCACCUCCGCAGCCGCUGACGCCGACGCCGACGCGUCGCGGGCAGAGAGCGGCUCCAAGGAGUCGCUCCCGAGGGAGGAGGUCAUCCGGCGCCUGCGCGUGCUGCGGCAGCCGGCCACGCUCUUCGGCGAGGAUGACAUCGCGCGCCUCCGCCGCCUCCAGGUCCUGAUCGAGGACUCCGGCGCGCUCGCCGACAUCGACGCGGCGGAGAUCGGGGAGGGCCAGACCAACGACUUCCUCCGCGACAUCCAGGCGAUGCGUGCUAAAGCUGCGACUGUCACGAAGCCCAAGGCGGCCGGCGCGGAGGCCGAGCGUGGGGAGGGCGACAGCGUAUCGAUAGAUGUGCCGUUCGAGGAGCUCUGCGACGAGGACAAGAUCACUGCGUUCUUCAGGAGACUGUUGGACGAGUGGACCCAGGAGGUGGACGGUAUGCCUGAGGCGGAACGGAGGACGGCAAAAGGGAAGGCCGCGAUAGCCACCUGCAAGCAGUGCACGCGAUACCUCGACCCUCUGUUCAAGCAGUGCAAGAAGAAGGCUCUCCCUUCUGAUGUCCGACAAGCAUUGCUGGAGGUGGUCAGGUGCUGUAGGAGACGAGACUACUUGGCUGCAGUGGACAACUAUAUCAAGCUAGCGAUAGGUAACUCGCCCUGGCCAAUUGGUGUGACCAUGGUUGGUAUUCAUGAGCGAUCGGCUCGCGAAAAGAUCUACACGAACAGCGUGGCUCACAUCAUGAAUGAUGAGACGACCAGAAAGUACCUGCAGUCUGUGAAGAGGCUCAUAACAUUCUGCCAGAGGAAGUACCCCACUGAUCCAUCAAGGUCGGUAGAGUUCAACAGCCUGGCAAAUGGUAGCGAUCUGCAGUCUCUCCUGGCGCAGCAAAACGCGAAGAAUUCAGAAGAAACGCUUCGGUUAGUGGCAGCGUCAUGAAAGGUUGGAUUAUAUCUGUCAGCGGAAUUCUAGGCAAGUUCGAUUCUUGUGUGAUUUAUUUGUGAUACGAAUUAGUACUUGUAAGAACCUGAAUUGUAUGUUCGGUCGUUACUCGUUACUGCCUUACUGAACCGUGGAACAGGAACCUAAUUUAACUGGAGCACAGCAUACUGAUACUGUUUGUGGA
Zea mays is the source of this 4204-nucleotide messenger RNA. RefSeq names its product pre-mRNA-splicing factor 18. The record is from RefSeq and is a predicted model, not a curated record. Gene Ontology annotation, biological process: generation of catalytic spliceosome for second transesterification step; RNA splicing. NCBI's taxonomy places the organism in Eukaryota, Viridiplantae, Streptophyta, Magnoliopsida, Poales, Poaceae. Gene Ontology annotation, cellular component: U4/U6 x U5 tri-snRNP complex; U2-type post-spliceosomal complex; U5 snRNP. The transcript is spliced from 2 exons. The coding region runs from base 2887 to 4017 and encodes 376 amino acids.